GGCUACAAUUAAAUGCAACUGCACUGUACAUGUAGGCCUAUAUCGUACAUACACCACGAGGCACCUCAUUGUACGACGGCUGGCAACAAAAAUAGGCAGCAGUUUACAGCGGCCCUUUAUUUUCGAUUCUUCCAGCUCCUAAAACUUCAGAGGGAGAGAAGGCAGUGUAGUACCUUCCAGUUCGUAUCCUGAGUCAAGAAUGGCAACAACCCAGCCGAAGUCCGACACUAGUCCGUCCUCCAUGGACGCCUCCGUCCGAAAACAAGACAGGUUGCUUGCCUACCUCAAGGAGCGAGCCGCUGAGAUCAGAGGCAACCCUGCCGCCCUGCUGGCCGCUACGGACGAGUUCUGCUACAAGACUAGAAUGAUGCACGUUGGAGACAAGAAAGGUGCUAUAGUGCGCAAGGUGGUUCAAGAGUUGGCCCCUAUGACGUGCCUGGAGCUCGGCACAUUCUGCGGCUACUCGGCGGUGCUCAUGGCGAGUGCCUUACCCGAAGGAAGCCGCUUCAUCACCCUUGAAGCUGAUGAGACGCACGCGGCAGUUGCGAAGGAGUUUAUCGAGCUUGCGGGAGCUCAAGUCAGCGAUAAGGUUACCCUUGUUGUCAAGAAAUCCGAAGAUGUCAUCCCAAAUCUGCGUAAGGAUUUCUCGGUGGACACCUUGGAUUUCGUCUUCAUCGAUCACUGGAAAGAGCUGUACGUCAGGGACCUGAAACUCCUGGAGUCCCACGGUCUGCUGAGGAAAGGAACCGUUAUCCUAGCCGACAAUAUGAUUUACCCUGGAGCUCCGGACUAUCUCGAGUACGUACAAAACUCGGAGAAAUAUCAAACUGAGUUGUUCCACUCUACGUUGGAGUAUUCUGACAGGGAAGAUGCCGUUGCCAAAUCAAUCUACUCAGGCUAAAGAAAAACAUAUAAUGCUCGAAAUUUGGGCUGUUUUGUUUUCUCCUGUUGUGCGAUGUGAUUGUAUACGGUUGCGAUUUCUCAUAGAUUGUUGUACGGGAUCAAGGAACUGGUACGGGAGUUUAGGGUUUUUGAUCGUGGAUGGGGCAGAAGUGUGGUGCUAUUAACAUUAAACUAACGGAAUUUCAAGGGCCAUUAUUGUGUUUUUUUCUCUCAUAGGGCAUUAAAUUAUAAAGGCUCCGUAGAUAGGGAAGCUCACUGUUUUACCUGGUUCUGAAUUCAUUAAUUUCAUUUUUUUUCUCGUCUCUUCUUUUCCAACUCGGAAUUAGUAUUAACUUGUUAAAAAACAUUCAUUCUCUGACGGGAUAUUGUUUGUGGUUUCUAAUUCUGAGUCACAAUUUUAGAAUGAUCGAUUGCUAAGUGGUUUUAAAAAAAUUGUCCCUCCAGUAAUGUCACAUCGAUGCAUUUACCACAUUAUAAUAUGCCUGCGCACCAAAAUAAUGUAUGCAUGUAAUCCACCUCUUGAAGAAGUGCACUUGGAGACAUUUUGAAUGUCCUUAUGAAUGAAACUGACUGGUUAAUUACUGGGAUGGGAAAACAAAUUCGUUCAACAACAAAACAAUCCGCUACCGGUAUCGUGCUACACACCAAGGAUAUAUGAACAGUUUGUAUUGAAUCUAAAUAUCUGAUUGUAAGAAAAUACAUUUGUCAUUCUGGACCCAAGUUAAUCAGUCUUUUUUUGAGAGCAUUAAUCAGUGUGGACGAUUGAGCAUUACAUGUAAGCAUUCAUAUUUCAUUGUUAUUUUUUUCUUAUCGUUAAACUUUUAGGCCAUUUAAAAAAGAAUCACGAUUUAAGGGACAUAA
Molecule: messenger RNA, 1764 nt
Organism: Patiria miniata (bat star)
Lineage: Eukaryota; Metazoa; Echinodermata; Asteroidea; Valvatida; Asterinidae
Product: catechol O-methyltransferase-like
Exons: 4
Coding region: 200-901 (233 amino acids)
Biological process (GO): developmental process; catecholamine catabolic process; dopamine metabolic process
Molecular function (GO): catechol O-methyltransferase activity
Source: RefSeq, a predicted model, not a curated record